AUUUCAUCCUCGGACAGUUGCUGCUUUUAUUCGGAUUCUUUCUUGCGGGAGUGAAGAUCAUGGAUCGAACUGGGGAUAAGGGCUAUCAAAGCUUUCUGAUGGAUGCUGCCAAUAUAUCAGGACCCAAGAGUAGCAUUACUGGAUCUUCUUCAAAGGCUGGGGUUUGUGGUCACAUUUUUUUAUUUGUAAUUAUUAUAUGUAAAGCUGUCCAGAUUGUCCCCGCAUAUUUUUCUUCGUUUGAGCUUUGUUAGGCGAUAAUUUAUUAUGGGUUCUGUUGGGCUGUAAUUUUUUUGGUGAAAACUUUUGGGUUUUGUUCUGACCUUGCAGCAAGAACAUAGAUUGCAAUGAGUUCUUAUAUACAAUUAAUCACAUUUCUUUAUUAGACAUUGUUUUUAGCUUUAUAUAAUUAAUUAAUUGCAACGAAUGCAAUGAACUUAUUGACUAUUUCAACAUUUUUUGUUGUCGACAGUAUCAAUACGAAAGAAGUUUUUUUUGGGAGAAAUGGCUAAGUCUCCUGUGACACUGGGCACAGAUGUCAUUGUUAUUGAUGACGAUGAUGAUGAUUUUUUGGGAGAAACCGUUAAGUCUCCUAUGACACCGAGUUCUGAUGUCAUUGUUAUUGACGAUGAUGAUGACGAGCCUUAUUUUGAAAGCAAAAAGAGAAUUAAAUCUUUCUCGACCUCUACC
Linum tenue is the source of this 687-nucleotide messenger RNA. The record is from the annotation of a GenBank genome assembly. NCBI's taxonomy places the organism in Eukaryota, Viridiplantae, Streptophyta, Magnoliopsida, Malpighiales, Linaceae.